Lentinula edodes (shiitake mushroom) is the source of this 1350-nucleotide messenger RNA. RefSeq names its product PAPA-1-like conserved region-domain-containing protein. Lineage: Eukaryota; Fungi; Basidiomycota; Agaricomycetes; Agaricales; Omphalotaceae. The record is from RefSeq and is a predicted model, not a curated record. The transcript is spliced from 5 exons. Gene Ontology annotation, cellular component: Ino80 complex. Gene Ontology annotation, biological process: chromatin remodeling. The coding region runs from base 132 to 1253 and encodes 373 amino acids.
UACCUAUAGUUCCUGCUAGCUCAACGUCCAAUACCGCUACUCCCGUUCCUGAGGAACAGAAAGUGACACCUAGCCGUAGAGCAGUAGCCAAGCGGAGUGCAGCCGUUAGAGGUAGACGCAGGAUCCAAGAUAUGGAAUCCUCUUCUUCUGAAAUUGAAUCCGAGGACGGUGAAUCUGAACUAGUGGAAGACGAAGAGGAUGAAGAGGACGAUGACAUGCAAGUUAGCGUGGACAACUCUUCUGUCACUGCCCACACUCUUCAAGGACGUUCAAAAUCGCGCUCAAUGACUACGCGACAAGCUGUUUUGGCUAGCGUCAUGGAUUCUUCCCAUAUUGCGCUCGGUAAGAAUUUUUCACUCUUGAUUCUGAACUGCGAAUCAUGCCCAAGUCCAGACUCAGAUCUAGCGGCUCAGUCUGUUCAAGGAAAUACAAGCAAGAAGAAGAAAGUCUUGAAUGAGACCGAACUCGCUCUCCGCAGAGAAGAGAAUGCGAGAAAGCGAAAGAAUCUUUCAGAGAAGAGACUCGAGGAUGAGAAGCUCGAGACAAUCAAUCGUCUUCUCAAGAAACAAAGCCGUCCACGAACUAAACGCGCUGGAGGUCCGUCUCAAGCCCACUCCGCGGGUUCAUCCGUACCACCUGCUCCGGUGAUAAGCUCGUCGACGGGUAAUCGGGGAGGUAAACGAGGCGGAGCUCGCGGUGGUGCCCGUGGUAGAGGUGGUCGUCGAGGACGUCCCCGUGCAGUCGUCGAUGAAGAGGGUGGAGAGGCAGAGGUUGACGCGGAAGGUGAUGCUAUGGAGGUUGAUGGGCAGGAAGGGGAGGGUGAGGAGGGCGUUGAGGGCGGAAAUGAAGUCGAAGGAGAGGCUCCAAUGAUACCGAUGUUCAGAUGGGUUUCCACAACCGUCCUUGUACCCACAGAAAUCUCUACGACCGUUGCAAAGCCCCUUUCACAGGACCAACCUAUCGGGGAAAAAACUGAGGGAGAUACGGGAGAUACAAAAAUGGCAGAUGCAGGCAAUGUGCUAGCUCAACAACAACCCCCAUCCCAAGAAAGGCGUGUGCAGUUCUCUUUAGCUAUCCCAGCUGCAUUCCUUCCUCCAGAAAAUUCAGCUCCUCUCCCUUUGACCGAAAUACGACCGCCUGCAAUCUGCGCUGUUUCUGGAUGUGGAGAUCCACGAAAAUAUCGUCUGGUGAAGGACUGGAAGAUCGGUGCGUGCGGGAUGGCUCAUUUAAAGGUGCUGGAGGGUAUGUCGUGAUACUAGCAUUCGUAGAUUUGGACUUUGUACAUAUAUAUAUUGUGUGAAAAUAAGAAAGGGUAAUCUGUGAAGGAUAUAAUCACUCAGUCGAAACAGA